Messenger RNA from Colletotrichum truncatum, 1671 nucleotides. RefSeq lists its product as uncharacterized. The record is from RefSeq and is a predicted model, not a curated record. Lineage: Eukaryota; Fungi; Ascomycota; Sordariomycetes; Glomerellales; Glomerellaceae.
AUGUCGCCUAGGCUUAAGCCGUUAUUGCUACCCCAGCUGGUGGAGGAGCGCCGUAGAUAUGAGGAACAGCAACCCGAUUUUGUAGACGGCGAUCUCGACCGUCAAUAUGUCUACUACACGACAAACUCAUCUUCUUCCGACGUCGCUUCACCAGUCACGCCAACUUUCUCAACCCGUGGACACGUGCGCUAUUCUAGCUCUUCGUCAUCACUCGAUCUCCCCCCCGCUUGCCUCAAUGACAGCCCUUCGUCACCGACUUCAACCUCUCAAUCCAAGUCAUCCAAGCGGCCUCUUCCUGACGUGCAGGAAGAACCUCUGGAACGCGAAGAGUUUGACGAGAGCACCAUCCUAGCGGAGCCCUUUGAUCUCUACAAUUGCUUGUGUGAUGAGCCAUGCAUUCACCACGAAAGUUCCGAAACGCUUCACAGCGUGUACCCCGCCGAUUUCGAUAUUGACUACGACCUGGGAUUCGCGAGCGACACUGACUACUCGGCGACUUUGGAGAGCAAACGAAGCGGCACUGAGUCACCCUUCUCUGGCCUCGCUACCCGCAUCGGAACACGCUUCCCUCAAUUGUCGCGUUGGAAGUCUACAAAGCGGGCUCAACUGACCGCUUCGCCAACGACCGAGCUUACCUUUGAGAAUGCUCACUCGGUAUCCCGAGCUGCUUCAAGCCGAUCAUCAUCACUGUCCGGUCCCACUAGACAAAUCGCCGAACUGUCAAUCCCCACGCCUGCAACAUCGUUCUGGGAAAGUAACGAGAGUGUGGAUGUUCCGGCUCCAAUUGAUAUUGAAAAGGCCAACAACGAGAGGGACAGCAUUGAGCGUGACCGUGCUAUGGCUGCGACGCCACUGCUUCCUCCGCUUUUGAAUACGCCUCCAACCGAAGCACCUCAACCCAGUCCGCUCCAGUCUCCAACCGUGGCACCAACCGUACUCUCGAUGGAGUUCCCUUCCACCCAAUCGCUAGCUCAUGUUCCAACACCUUCCCUCAGCGCGAAGCCCUCCAUCUCAUCCUUCCGACACGCCCAGUCAAGCCAAGAGCUACCCAUUGGUUACCCAUCUAUUUUACAAGACUAUGACGAAUGGUCAGACCGUCUGGGUCACGCAAACUUUAGCAUCACUCCGCAGCCAUAUGAGCCGAACGAGGCCAAUAUGGAGACCCUUCGUCUUCUUCGUGCUGACUGGGAAGCCGCCCGCGUCAACUAUACCAAGCACCUUGUCCGCACCGGCGAGAACUACGGCGAGACGUCAAAGAUCUACGCACUGACCGAAGCGAAGUGGGCCGAGAUUGAAAAGAGCUGGCGUAACUUUCAUGAACAGACGAUGGAACGUAUCCUUGCCGCCAGCAAGACAAGCUCUCAACGCCCCGAAGUCUCCCGUAGCCGUAGCCGUGGACGCGUUCGUGCCGGCAGCGGGGGGUCUGCCAUCUUGCGCCGUCCUGCCAAUGACAACGUUUUCGCUAACGAGCAAUGGCGACGCUUGGAAGACGGCUUGCCCACUGCUAUCCCUCGGCUUCUCGAUGCCGAGGGCAAGUUUCCGGAGCGUGGAGACGAGGACAUUGUUGGACCAAUGGAGCGCGACACCAAGAUGAUACGGUCCAGAAGUGAGGAGCGCAAGAGCACUCGCUUCUGGCGCAACCUGGCCGAAAAGGUUGGCCUUCGAAAGUGA